Messenger RNA from Solanum lycopersicum (tomato), 782 nucleotides. RefSeq lists its product as uncharacterized. The record is from RefSeq and is a predicted model, not a curated record. NCBI's taxonomy places the organism in Eukaryota, Viridiplantae, Streptophyta, Magnoliopsida, Solanales, Solanaceae.
AAUUAGCACUGAAAUUCAUCAAAUCUCAAUUCAAAGCUCCUUCUUCCUUUGAUAAAUUAGGUUUUACAGCAUGGUGGUAGCCCUAGAACCUGGAAGAUUCUACGGCAGCAGCCUCCCUAGACCUAGAUUCUACAAGCCCAACGAACAACGAGUAGAUCCACCACGUUCCGUCCUCGAUCCAUUAAUGUCAUUGGCGGAGGAAGCUCACUGGUCCAUGGGUGGUGUUAGUUUGACGCGUCACCGUCUUCAGGGCCGAAUUGAAGGAAACAUCGAGAAGUUACGUGCAGAGCGUGAGAAAACACCGGAAAAGGAUUCUACGGUGGCUACGUGUACGGAGAGUAGCCCACCUAUGCCUCUUGCUCCGUAUGUGUUGAAGAGGAAAAGGAGGUUGGUUGAUGAAUCUGAGGAUGAUUUGGUGAGAAAGCUUGAGUUCGAGGAGAGGGAUGUGGAAGAAGGUGUUGCUGGGAGGACGAGAAGCCGGAGGAAUGAAGAUGUUGAUGCGGUUAAUCAGGUAAAAUCUAAGAAUGAAAAGAUUAUGAAGAAGAAGAGUCUGAAGAAAGUUGAAUCAGUGAAGAGAACUUCGCCUAGAUUGUUGAAGCGCCGGUCGCCUUGAAGAUGUUUGAUCAUUUGUCUCAAUGAGUGAGAUGUUGUUUGUUGAAGUACAGUGAUAUAGUUUGCUUUCAGUUUUACUUGAUUGAAUCAUGCUGUUAGUGCAACCAGUUGAUAUUUAGAUCCUUUAGAUAAAUGAUAAGAGAAAUUUAUGUGUUUUUUGUCUUCUUGAA